Molecule: messenger RNA, 2679 nt
Organism: Dermochelys coriacea (leatherback sea turtle)
Lineage: Eukaryota; Metazoa; Chordata; Testudines; Dermochelyidae
Gene: SLC25A39
Product: solute carrier family 25 member 39
Biological process (GO): mitochondrial transmembrane transport
Source: RefSeq, a predicted model, not a curated record
CAGCGAGGGGUGGGGAUUCAGCCAGCAUGCCGAGGCAGCUACACAGUGGCAAGAGGGCUCUCAGGAAUGCAAGGAUGUUGGGACCUCUCAGACCAGGAAACGGGCAGAACCUGGUCUCUAGUGCCCCUUGAGCAAGUAUCUCCCUCUCUGGGGCAGGUGGUAACCAGUCUGCUCUGAAAUGCCAUCUCCUUGGGGCUCACCCAGCCAGUGCACCAAGGGAGCCGAUGGCUCUAGCUGGAGGCUUCUGGGAUGAAGCUCGGCGCCUGGAGACAGCAUUGCCUGUAACAGCACCACUGCCCCCUUUGUGUUUUGCAGGUGGGCAGCAUGAUGAGUGAGAACACAUCAGUGAGCCCCGCGGGGGCAUUACCCCCCUGCAGCAGAUGCUGGCAUCUGGGACUGGGGCCCUCUUCACAUCUCUCUUUGUGACUCCCCUGGAUGUGGUGAAGAUCCGACUGCAGGCACAGAGGACGCCUUUCUCUAAAGGGAAAUGCUUUGUGUACUGCAAUGGGCUCAUGGACCACUUGUACGUGUGCCAGAACGGGAGCAGCUGCACUGCCUGGUACAAGGGCCCCACCCGCUUCACCGGCACCCUGGAUGCCUUUGUGAAGAUCACGCGUUACGAGGGCAUUCGGUCUCUGUGGAGCGGCCUGCCACCCACCUUGGUGAUGGCAGUGCCUGCCACGGUGAUCUAUUUCACCAGCUACGACCAGCUGCGAGAUUAUCUGCGCUGCCGGAUGGGCAGCCAAGGGGCCCAUGUUCCCCUGGUGGCUGGUGCCCUCGCCAGGCUGGGUGCGGUGACGGUGAUCAGCCCCUUGGAACUCAUCCGGACCAAGAUGCAGUCCCGGCCGUUGAGCUACCGUGAGCUGCGGGUCUGCAUCCAGUCUUCGGUGGCCCAGGACGGCUGGCUGUCCCUCUGGAGGGGCUGGGGACCCACUGUGCUGCGGGACGUUCCCUUCUCAGCUCUCUACUGGUAUAACUACGAGCUGGUGAAGGAAUGGCUCUGCCGUCAGUCUCGGCUCGACGAAGCCCGUUUGGUCAGCUUCGCAGCUGGGGCCGUCUCGGGGACUGUGGCUGCUGUGCUGACGCUGCCCAUUCGAUGUGUGAAGACCCAGCGACAGAUUGAGCUGGGGGACCUGGAGACGCUCCGAGUGGCUGCCCCCAAGUGCUCAUCCACCUGGCUGCUGCUGAGGAGGAUCCGAGCGGAGUCUGGCACCCGUGGGCUCUUUGCAGGCUUCCUGCCCCGCGUCAUCAGUGGCCCGGCCUGCGCCAUCAUGAUUAGCACCUACGAGUUCGGCAAGACCUUCUUCCAGAAGCUGAACCAGGAGCGACGGCCUCAGCAGCCUUGAGCGCCAGGGCGGGCAAAGCCCCCACAGCAGAGCCUCCAAACUCACCACGCUGUGGGCCAGGGCCUGACUGGUGGGGGAGUUCUCGGGAGGUAGCACGUGGGAGGUGACUGCAGAGAUCGGUGCCGGGAUUCAGCUGCCAAAGCCAGGGUCUUGCAUUUCAUCCAGCCUCCUCUCUGGGCGGGGGGGCAGCGGCGGUUCUGCCCCUGUGCCGCUCCGCUCCUGCUGAGAUCCCCUGGGAACAGACCUCCCUGCUAGCAACAGCUUCUUCCCCGAUGUGCCCUGGGCCGGGAUAUGCAACGUCCAAGUGCCUUCUAGUCUCGCGCUCUCCUUGUGUUUCCAUGGGUUUUCCUUCUGCCUCCCGGGGGGCGAGCUAGAGAGGCUGUGUCAGAGCAGCAUGGGCACCAUGGUGCUUCUCAGUGGGAAGGGUCAGGCCCCUGUUUGCCUUUGAAGACAUCUCACCUCCACCCUCCCUUCCCAGCUGGCACAUUCAUGGUUUGCACUGUUUGGAGGCUGCCUGCUGGGGCGGUGGGGGGUAGGUGCUCUCCAGCCUGUGAAGAGCUCCCCAGCGGUAGGUGCCCUGCUCCUGGCAUCUGGCUGCGCUGCUGUAGUGGGAGUGACUGAGUUGUCCUCUGGUGAACGCAAAGGGCCCCCUCCCUGCCCAGCCUGGGGGGGGAGCAGGACACCCUGGCAUUCCAUCUGAGGGGAUCCCCUGCAUGAAUUGACUGCCUCCCAGGCCACGUCCUGCCAUGGACCAAGAGCCUUUCUCUUCCGAAGACUUAGAGCGCCUGGAGCACAAAGAGCAACAGACCCUCCUGCUCGGAGUCUCUCCACAUCUCUUCCUGCUGGUGGCUGGGUUUAGCCCUGGGAUUGGGUCUUAACCCCCCUCAUGCCCUCUCCGCACACCCUGUUCCCCUAGCCCUCAUCCUGCAAGGCAGCGAUACAAAGGACCGUUGUACCUCGGACUCCAGGCCAGUCCCCCUUAGGUAGCACCAUCGCUUCUUCCACUCAGGCCUUCCACUUUCCUAUCUGCCCCUGGAAGGCAGAGCUCUGGGGCUCAGCCCCCCAGGUGGCCCAUGCUCACAUAAGACACCUUGCUGCUGGUAAUGGACACCAUCCCCUGGGCCCCACCUCCUCCCUGCUCUUGACAAAGGUGUGAAAUCUCAGGGGCAGAGAUUCCAUGCCAAAGUGCCCCUAUCCUUGAGUAGCUCUCUUAGGGUCAGUAGCCGGACAAGUAGCUGUCCUCCUUCAGGGGUGUUACCGACAGGCCUGCUGGCUGGUUGCAGGAGUGGGGAUUUGGUCCAACUUCCUUCAAUAAAAGACAUUUUAUGUGAAA